Molecule: messenger RNA, 3747 nt
Organism: Phaeoacremonium minimum UCRPA7
Lineage: Eukaryota; Fungi; Ascomycota; Sordariomycetes; Togniniales; Togniniaceae
Product: putative xylulose kinase protein
Exons: 9
Coding region: 1-3747 (1248 amino acids)
Biological process (GO): monoatomic cation transport; transmembrane transport; xylulose metabolic process
Cellular component (GO): cytosol; membrane
Molecular function (GO): D-xylulokinase activity; hydrolase activity; monoatomic cation transmembrane transporter activity
Source: RefSeq, a predicted model, not a curated record
AUGUCCCCCAACAAGAACGAUGCCGGCGUGCGCAUUACCAGGAUUGGCCUCUACUCCAACCUGGGCAUGGCCUUCGCGAAGGGCAUCGGCGGCUACAUGUUCAACUCCCAAGCUAUGAUCGCGGAUGCAUGGCACAGCAUGACCGAUCUGGCCUCGGACGUUUUAACCCUUGCGACCGUUUCCUGGAGCUUGCGACCACCUACCGACCGCUACCCGACCGGAUUCGGCAAGAUUGAGAGCUUGGGAUCUCUGGGCGUCUCAGGCAUGCUGCUUGGCGGAGGUCUCUUCAUGUGCCUGAGCAGCUGCGAGUCGCUCUAUGCUCAGCUCUUCCUCGAUCCCUCUGCCGCUGCCGAGAUGGCCCAUCACGGCCAUAGCCACGGCCACAGUCACGGCCACAGCCAUGUCGCGCCCAGUCUCAACGCUGCUUGGCUAGCUGCUGGCACUGUGGUAGUGAAAGAAUGGCUGUAUCAUGCCACCAUGAAAGUAGCGCGCGAACGUAAAUCCUCCGUCCUUGCCUCCAACGCCGUACAUCACCGAGUCGAUAGUCUCACUGGAAUCGUGACACUGGCUGUCAUCCUCGGCGCGAACUUCCUGAAGGAGGCGGCAUGGCUUGACCCCGUCGGCGGACUGUUCAUCUCGCUCUUGGUCAUCCGUGCAGGGCUCGGAAACACUCUGUCGGCACUAUACGAGCUGGCGGAUCGCAGCAUCGACGACGAGGUCAAGAGUUCGGUACGGAAACAAGCACAAAAGAGCCUGGUAGAAGUCAGUGAAGGACAUGACGUUGAAUUAAGAGAUGUUUCCGGAGUCAAAUCCGGCCAAAACUACUUGGUUGAUCUAGAAUUGGCCGUGCCCGGCACCUGGACGGUGGAGGACGUUCGAGAGGUCGAGAACGCGGUCCGCACACGGGUCGGUUCCAAGGUACGGGGUGUGCGGCGAGUGCGUGCCCGCUUUACGCCGAAGGAGACUACGGAGCUGCCCAAGUUCGACGAGUUUAUCCCGGGGAGUUCUAGAUCCGACGCCGGCAUUGGACCCAUUGUGAUUCAAUCAGAUCUCCACGUUGUGGGAGAAGCUAAAGUCGACUUCGACGCCGACUUUGCCAGCAAAUACAAGAUUAAUAAGGGUGUCCUACAGAAUGAUGACGAAGGUUCGGUCUUUGCCCCCGUGGCAAUGUGGCUUGAGGCUCUCGACCUAGUGCUCAAGAGGUUGACGGACAAGAAAGUCCCUGUCGAGAGGAUCAAGGGCAUCAGCGGAGCUUGCCAGCAGCAUGGAAGCGUAUACUGGAGUAGCGAGGCAGAGAAGCUGUUGGCUGGGCUGGAGCCGACAAAGCCCCUAGUUGAGCAGUUGACGGCCGCCCUCUCACAUCCGUAUGCGCCCAAUUGGCAAGAUCACAGCACCCAGGCGGAAUGCGACAAGUUCGACGCAAGCCUCGAGACUGCGGAUCGUCUGGCAGAGGUUACAGGCAGCGCGGCGCAUCACAGAUUCACAGGUCCGCAGAUAAUGCGACUGCGAAGGGUGCUGCCGGACAUGUAUGCCAAGACCGCACGAAUCUCCCUUGUCUCGUCCUUCUUAGCGUCACUCCUCAUUGGUGCGGUUGCUCCGUUGGAUAUAUCUGAUGUCUGCGGUAUGAACCUCUGGGAUAUUGGUGCCAACAAGUGGAGUGAGCAUCUUCUAGAGCUCACAUCCGGCAAGGAUGGUGUUGCGGAGUUGAAAAAGAAGCUUGGUGAGCCACGUCAAGAUGGUGGCGGCAGCAUGGGUAGUAUCUCCAAGUACUACGUCGAGCGAUAUGGCUUCAGCCCGGACUGCCAGAUUGCCCCCUUCACGGGCGACAACCCGGGCACGAUCCUCGCAUUGCCGCUGCGACCUCUGGACGCCAUUGUGUCGCUAGGCACAUCCACGACCUUCUUGAUGGUUACUCCGUACUACAAGCCUGACCCGUCAUACCACUUCUUCAAUCAUCCCACCACACCAGAUCAUUACAUGUUCAUGCUCUGCUACAAAAACGGUGGUCUAGCUCGCGAGAAGGUCCGCGAUGUACUUCCUGCGCCUCAGGGCGAUGACAAGUGGGCCACCUUCAACAAGCAGGUUCUAGAGACGCCGCCACUGGACAUCAAGAGCGAGGGCGACAAGGCGAAGUUGGGGCUGUACUUCUACCUGCCUGAGAUCGUACCAAACAUCAAGGCUGGCACGUGGAGGUACACCUGUAAUGCGGACGGAAGCGGAUUAGAGGAGACGAGUGACUGGGGCCCGGAGACCGAUGCGAGAGUCAUUGUCGAGUCUCAAGCAUUGUCGAUGAGGCUACGGUCACAUAAUCUCGUGCAUAGUCCCAGCGACGGUCUACCCGCACAGCCCAAGAGGAUAUACCUUGUAGGCGGCGGCUCGCUCAACCCGGCCAUCGCACGGGUUAUUGGCGAUGUCCUAGGCGGUGCCGAGGGUGUCUAUAAGUUGGAUGUCGGCGGUAAUGCCUGCGCCCUGGGUGGAGCGUACAAGGCAGUGUGGGCGUUCGAGCGCAAGGACGGCGAGACAUUUGAUGAGUUGAUUGGAAAGCGCUGGAAGGAGGAGGAUACGAUUGAGAAGGUUGAUGACGGUUUCAGGGACGGCAUCUUCCAGCAGUAUGUCACAGUCAUGUGCCCGUCCGUGGCCGAGCUGCACGUGUCUAACAAUGGCACCCCAGUGAUCAAGCUUCCGGUCAGCUUCUUGUAUGAGCACAUCCUGGUGACCCGAAGGCACCGGUCUCCGUUCGUGCAGCGAGCAACUUUGUUCGAGGACUUUGUGGUGCGAUGUGUUCGCUUCGCGUUUGCCAGCAUCCCGCCGCGGAUCGGGCGCGUCUUCUUCUCCAAGCAGGUGGCGCUGCCUUUCCUGCGAUGGCGCAUGCUCCGACACGGCUAUUUUAGAUCGCCUGUCUACUGGCAAGAGUAUAAUGGCAGGAACUUUAGGGGUAUCUGGGCUGUCAAGGAGCCUGUGGAGAGGCCAGAUAUUGUCAUAUAUUACGCCCAUGGCGGAGGAUUUUCCAUGGGAAGCUCGGCAUUCUACCUAGAAUUUCUCCUGUCCUGGCAUGCACUCUUGGUAGAGGCAGGAUACAAGAACCCAGCCGUUUUCGGGCUUGACUACACCCUCGUGCCUGACGCCGCUUUCCCGACGCAGCUUCACGAGAUGGUUCACGGCUAUGAGCAUGUUCUCUCGCUGACGGGAGAUGCUUCCAGAGUCUGCGUCAGCGGCGACUCGGCCGGCGCGACGCUGAUCCUUAGCCUUCUGCUCCAUCUGGAGAGUCCUAGCGCCGGAGUAAAGCAGCAAGGCAUCUCGGGGCUCUCCCGUCACCUAGGGAAGCCCGGGAUGGCCGUGCUCAUAUCACCAUGGCCGACGCUCGUAUCUCCUCAAUACAAGAACACAGCGAGCGACUAUCUAGACGAGAAAACGCUGCAGAUGUACAGCGCGCAAUACGCAGGCAGCGAGUCAGCAGUAACCAACCCACUAGCCUCGCCGGGAAGUUGUAAAGAUAUCAUGUGGUGGGAGAAGUCCAGUCCUUCGAAAGGCGUCUAUGUCACGUAUGGGCAGGAGGAGGUGUUUGCCCCGGAGAUCAGGAAUCUUGUCGCAUUGCUGGAGGGAGCAGGCAUCCUCGUGGGGGCCGAAGCUGAGGCAGGUGGCAUUCAUGCGUGGCCUGUAGCCUCGCUUUUCCUGAGCAGCUCAACUGAGCAAAGACUUAAGGGGCUGCGGAGCAUCGUGAGCAAGGUCAAGGAGGGGAUAUGUUGA